AGGGGAGGGCGGCAGCCGGCUGGGGAUGGGCGGCCCGGCUGUGCCCAGGGGCGCCAGGGGGCUCCGUGCACUGCUGCUGGCGCUGGUGGUCGCGGGAGUUCCCGCGGGCGCCUACAACCUCGACCCACAGCGCCCCGUGCGCUUCCAGGGCCCCGCCAACUCGUUCUUCGGCUACGCGGUGCUGGAGCAUUUCCACGACAACACGCGCUGGGUCCUCGUGGGCGCACCAAAGGCAGAUUCCAAAUACAGCACCUCAGUGAGGUCCCCUGGGGCUGUGUUUAAGUGCCGUGUUCACACCAACCCUGACCGGAGAUGCACCGAACUGGACAUGGCGAGAGGGAAGACUCGGGGCACGUCCUGCGGAAAGACCUGCCGGGAAGACCGCGAUGAUGAGUGGAUGGGGGUGAGCCUGGCCCGGCAGCCCAAGGCCGACGGCCGUGUGUUGGCCUGUGCCCAUCGCUGGAAGAACAUCUACUAUGAAACUGACCACAUCCUGCCACAUGGCUUCUGCUACGUCAUCCCCUCCAACCUCCAGGCCAAAGGCAGGACGCUGAUCCCUUGCUAUGAAGAGUAUAAGAAGAAGUACGGAGAGGAACACGGCUCCUGCCAGGCUGGGAUAGCGGGCUUCUUCACCGAGGAUCUGGUGGUGAUGGGGGCGCCAGGGUCAUUUUAUUGGGCCGGAACCAUCAAAGUGCUGAACCUUACGGACAACACCUAUUUAAAACUGAACGACGAAGUGAUCAUGAGCAGGCGGUACACCUAUCUGGGCUACGCAGUGACCGCUGGACACUUCUCUCAGCCGUCCACCACCGACGUGGUAGGAGGUGCCCCACAGGACAGAGGCAUCGGCAAGGUUUAUAUUUUCAGAGCCGACCGAAGAUCAGGCACCUUAAUUAAGAUCUUUGAAGCAUCAGGUAAAAAGAUGGGCUCUUACUUCGGCUCCUCCUUGUGCGCAGUUGACCUGAAUGGGGACGGCCUCUCUGACCUGCUGGUGGGGGCCCCCAUGUUUUCUGAGAUCAGGGAUGAGGGACAGGUCACCGUCUACAUCAACAGAGGAAACGGAGCCCUUGAGGAGCAGCUGACUCUGACCGGGGAUAGUGCCUACAAUGCGCACUUUGGAGAGAGCAUUGCCAGCCUGGAUGAUCUGGACGACGAUGGCUUCUUAGAUGUGGCCAUUGGUGCACCCAAGGAGGACGACUUCGCAGGGGCGGUCUAUAUCUAUCAUGGUGAUGCCGGUGGGAUAGUCCCUCAGUACUCAAUGAAACUGUCUGGGCGGAAGAUAAAUCCAGUGCUCCGGAUGUUUGGCCAGUCCAUAUCGGGAGGGAUUGAUAUGGAUGGGAAUGGCUAUCCUGAUGUCACUGUUGGAGCCUUCAUGUCCGACAGCGUGGUUCUUCUGAGAGCGAGGCCUGUCAUUACAGUGGAUGUCUCCAUCUUCCUCCCGGGCUCCAUCAACAUCACGGCGCCUCAGUGUCAUGACGGACAGCAGCCUGUCAACUGCCUGAACAUCACCACCUGCUUCAGUUUCCAUGGCAAACACAUUCCAGGAGAGAUCGGCCUGAAUUAUGUUCUGACAGCUGAUGUGGUCACAAAGGAGAAGGGCCAGGUGCCCCGGGUCUACUUUGUGCUACUGGGAGAGACCGUGGGUCAGGUCACAGAGAAGCUGCAGCUCACUUACAUGGAGGAGACGUGUCAUCACUAUGUGGCCCAUGUGAAGCGGAGGGUGCAGGACGUCAUCAGCCCGAUCGUGUUCGAAGCAGCCUACAGCCUCGGUGAGCAUGUGACUGGAGAGGAGGAGAGGGAACUGCCGCCUCUGACACCGGUUCUCCGCUGGAAAAAGGGACAGAAGAUUGCCCAGAAGAAUCAGACGGUUUUUGAAAGGAAUUGCCGUUCGGAGGACUGCGCCGCGGACCUGCAGCUUCAGGGUAAACUGCUGCUCUCUAGUAUGGAUGAGAAAACCCUGUAUCUAGCGUUGGGGGCUGUGAAGAACAUCUCCCUAAACAUCUCUAUCUCCAACCUUGGGGAUGAUGCCUAUGACACCAACGUGUCCUUCAACGUUUCCCGGGAGCUCUUCUUCAUUAACAUGUGGCAGAAGGAGGAGAUGGGCAUCUCCUGUGAGCUGCUGGAAUUGGACUUCCUCAAAUGCAGCGUGGGAUUUCCUUUCAUGAGGUCAAAGUCGAAGUAUGAAUUCAGCGUGAUCUUUGAUACAAGCCACCUGUCUGGGGAAGAGGAAGUUCUCAGCUUCAUUGUUACUGCUCAGAGUGGCAACCUGGAGCGCUCUGAAUCCCUGCAUGACAACACCCUCACGCUGAUGGUGCCGCUGAUGCACGAGGUGGACACAUCCAUCACUGGAAUCAUGUCUCCAACCUCCUUUGUAUAUGGCGAGUCCAUGGAUGCAGCCAACUUCGUUCAGCUGGAUGACCUGGAGUGUCACUUUCAGCCCAUCAAUAUCACCCUUCAGAUCUACAACACUGGCCCGAGCACCCUUCCAGGGUCAUCCGUCAGCAUCUCUUUCCCUAAUCGACUGUCGUCUGAUGGUGCAGAGAUGUUUCAUGUCCAGGAAAUGGUGUAAGGAAGGCAUAGAAGGAGGCUUCCUCAGCUUGACAAAGCCCCUUGGCCAGAAACCUAGAGGAAACUUGGACCGAAGUGAGGAACGAGCACGAGUCCCCUGCUCAUUAGUUGCAUUGGAAUCAUAACCUUUCUUCAGAAAAAAGAAAGUAUCCCUAUUGUGAAAAUUGUUACUGUCUCCCCCCCCACCCCGCCCCUGCCGCGCCCCCCAAAAAAGGUAAUCAACUGAUUGGCUCUGAGGACUUGUGAAUACAGGAGGUAAGAGAUGAAGCUGACUGUAAGCUCCCUGAUCUUCACACACACACCCACCAGCUGAGGGGGAAAUGCUUCCGAGAUCCAGAUGGUUACAUGUAGCUUCUGACCAGUCAUUGGCUGAUCACUGAGCUGUUACAAAACCAGGCUUAAAAAUGAAAACAAGCGAGAGAGAGAUACAUAGGCAACAUAUAGUUUGCCAGCGGAAACAUGAGAGGCUGCACACUCCAGGGAAAACAGACUCCAAAGAAUUCAUCCAGACCAGUCACUAAACAAACAAAACCAAAAUAGUAACAACUACCCCCCAGUGGGAGGGGUAAGAAUCCAGCAUUGCUACAAUAUAUUAUCUAAAAUGUCCAAUCUAAACUCUCUCUCUCUCUCUCUCUCUCUCUCUCUCUCUCUCUCUCUCUGCAUAUAUCAUGUAUAUAUCUCAUGUUCCAUACAGGAACAAAAAAAAGUAGUUAAUAAAAAUUGUCUCUGAAGAACCCAGAUGUAGGACUUAACAGAGACUUGAAAGCGGCUAUUAUAAAUGUUUAAAGAACUAAAAUCAGGUUCAAAUAAUUAAGGUAUGACAACAGUGAUUCAUCAAGUAGAGAAUAUCCGUAAUAUCAAUGAAUGAAUUAAAAUAGGUGGAAAUUAAAUAAAUGAAAAAUAAAAUAGAUGGAAAUUAUAAAAAGAAGAAAGAGGGAAUUUUGGAAUUGAAAGUAAAACACAGUGCCGGGUGCGACGGCUCAUGCCUAUAAUCCCAGCACUUUGGGAGGCCUGAGGUCAGGAGGCGGAGACCAGCCUGACCAACAUGGUGAAACCCUGUCUCUACAAGAAAUACAAAAAUUAGCUGGGAGUGGUGGCGGGCACCUCAAAUUCCAGCUACCCAGGAGGCUGAGGCAGGAGAAUCCCUUCAACCUGGGAGACUGAGGUUGCAGUGAGCUGAGAUACACCACGGCACUCCAGCCUGGAUGACAGAGCAAGACUCUGUCAUAAAAAAUAAAAGUAAGUAAAACAGCUGACUGGGUGCAGUGGCUCAUGCCUGUAAUGCCAGCACUUUGGGAGGCCAAGGCAGAUGGAUCACCUGAGGUCAGGAGUUCAAGACCAGCCUGGCCACAUGGCGAAACCCCAUCUCUACAAAAACUACAAAUAGUUACCCAGGAGUGGUAAUCAGAGCAAUGCAAACUUAAAAUGAGGUUUUUCUUCUCAUUAAACUGGCAAAAAUCUAAAAAACUUUUAAGAUCCAUUGUUGGUUAAGAUGAAGAGAAAUGAGCACUUUCAAAUACUGCUGGUAUGAAAGGCAAUUUGACAGUAACUGACAAAAUUUGCAAUAUGAAUACCAACAAUUCCACUUUUAGGAAUCUGUCCCAAAAGCUUCACGUAAUGUAUCCAGGAGAAACUUCUAAUUUUGUGAUAGGAGGUAUAUAUUCUCAUGGUUCUCAGCAUAAAUGUUGACUUCUCCUGUUUGGUGAAGUAGAACAUAACUUUAAUAAUGCUCCCUUAGGAUCCUGAGAUAAAGCUGAUAGAUUCAGACCAAAAAGUAAUGAAUUCUUACUAACUUAUUACAGAUGGGUAUAGUGCAGAGGCACUGUAUCAAGUACAUUACAAGAACAAAGUCAUUCAAUCUUCAUGAUAAUUUUGUGAGGAAAUCGAGGCAAGGAAGAGUUAGAGGGAAGGCCAAGGUAAAUUGGUAAGCGGCUAAGUUAAUGUUCACUCUUGACAGUAGGGCUCACUGUGAAAUAGGAGUUCAGCAGGAUUUGUUUCUCAAGACAGGUCACCGAGACCCUGCUGCUAACGCAGGAUGUGGUAGAGUAGCCAGCUGAAGCCAGCCAGAACCAAGAUGGCGACACUCAUGAUAAUUCACCAGCACCAUGGCAAUUUACAGAUGCCAUGGUAACUCCUUGCCAACUCCUAGAAGUUACUCUAUAUGAUCUAAAAGAGAAAGAGCCUGGGUUCUGUAAUUCCCAGCCCCUCUCCUGUAAACCUCACGAAUAAUCCACCCCUUGUUUAGCAUUUAAUCAAGAAACAGCCAUUAAAAUAGCCGAGCAGCAGCCCUUGAAGCUCUGCUACCAAUGGGGUGACCACCUUUUAUUUCUUCACUUUUUUAAAUAAACUUGCGUUCACUUUACUCUCUGGACUUGCUCUUGAAUUCUUUCCUUUAAGAAGCCAAAACACGCAGGCCCUCCCAGGCCAAACCCCGAUUUGCGGGUUCACCCUGCCACAACUAUACAGUAUGGGGUCACGGGGAACCGCUGGUCCUUUGAAGCCUCACUGAAAAAUCAACUCAGAAAAGGCAGAUAAUGGGAGAAAAGGCACACAGAUUUGUUUAACUUGUAUAUACAGGAGCCUUCAGGAUGCAGACCCCACCCCACAGUAAGGUACAGGAGCCUUCAGGAUGAAGACCCCACCCCGCAGUAAGGAACAGAAGCUUAUAUAUCAUCUCGAGGUUAUGGAAAGAUGCAGGCUCAGAGAAUGGCCACAACCAGGUUUUCAUGGCAAGACAUGUUAUGGGGGAGAGAAAGAAAGAGGCGUGGCUAGCAAGGUGGCGGUGUUGUGUAGAUGAAGCCUCCCAGGUCCUAACCCCUAGAGAGAAUAGAUGGCGAAUUUUUUUUUCAGACUUGUAAAGGUGUCAGACUCAAUCUAUCCUAGAUCUCGGAAAGGCCUAGAAAGAGAAGGCCUGGCUGCGUUCAUGGAGAUUCUCUACAGAUGCAAAAUUUCGCCACAAGAGACAGCUUUGCAAGUCCACUUCUGUCUGCUGGCCGUGCAGCAGCCAUUUCAAACUGUGUCAAAGAAAUCUGUUUUGGGGUAAAACAUUUUUUACUUCCUUCAGCAGCCACGUGCAGGGACUUGCGCCCUCAUUUUGUGUGGGUGCCUAGCUGUCCAGCAGCUUAGCACUACCUGGAAGUUGAGGCGUGGUCGCAGAACGGAGGCGCCACCCAGGGCUGCCGAGUCAGAGCCUUCACUUCAGCAAGAUCCCCGGGGAUUCCUUUGUCUGUUCAUAAUUAAGAAGCCUCAUACUUAAACUCUGCUCUCCCAUUUGCUUAUCUGUAAUCUGCUGAUGACAGUCCUCACCACAAGAGGCUGUGGUGGGGAUUUUUUAAUCCACGUGUUCAUUCUUUCAACAAAUACUUUGCACCCAGCAUAUGCUAAACACCUACUGCAGAGAGGGAAGCAGACAAGAAGUAAUUUCCAGGCCUCAUGUAGCUUACGUUCUAGUGGGGAAAGACACAUAAUAAGUAAAGCAUAUAGUUUGUUACAUGAUGAUAAAUGAUACGGAGAAAAAUUUUAAAAGCAAGAGAAUAGGGUUUGGGAAAGGUUACGAUUUUAAAUGGAGUGGUCAGGGACAGUAUCACCGAGACUUUUAUUCAGAAGUGGCAGGGACCAAAGCUAUCCUACGGGAAUUUGCAAUGAGAUCUUCUUUGCCCAUGAAGUCCUUGCCAAGUCUGUCUUGGUCUUUCCUGAGAAUUCUCUCCCCCUUGAUUUUAGCCCUAAUUAAUUUCCGACCUUUGAAAUGCCAGCCCCCGUACUGCCCUUACAUGGGGUUCAGACUGGACAUCCAGAAGUCUCCGUGUGUGUUCUCGUUAGCUUUCAGUCCGGGGGGGGUUUCUGCCGCAGUGUGAAUCACUUAUUUUGCUGGCAACAGCAGUUGACAGUGGCACUCAUUUUUAAAGCCUGCACAUUUUGUAUCAGAAAAGUCCUGGAUGUUAUGACUUGGCUGUGCUUGGAGGAUAAUUGCAACAGGAAGUCUCCCCUUUAGCCAGCUUAUUGGAGCUGAGACUUGUGUAAGAGUCAGGCCUGGCACUUUAAACAGCCCAGCAAGUAACCUAAACCAAGCUGAAUGACGCACAUUUUUCUCUCUGCUGGUCUUCCCCAUCAUGAACACAUACUUCUUUUUUCCCCUCCUUCACCCUCAGUUUUUCUAUAGAAAUUCAAGGGCUGACUGUACCAAGCUAGCUCUCUGGGCGAGAGGUUUCUUCUAACAAGGAUUAGAAACCUCUCUCCCGUAGAAGGAGGUGGAUUUGGGGGAUUAUGUGAUCCAACCCUCUACCUUCGGACAGAAUACAAUCAAGAUGUCUCCCCGGGACAACAACUGCUUUUCCGGCAAGUUCUCUUUGUUAAGCCAUGCUGGCGUUCCUCAAAUCCCUUGUUCUGACUGUCUGCAGUUCUCCAUGCUCCAUCACCCUUUUUUAGCUAAGAAAAGCAAUUGCCUCCUUCCCUCUUGUAGAGAAGUUGAGCCACUACCUUGACUUCCCCCUUCUCUUCCAAAAAACGUUGCAAUUCCUUUAAUUAUCUUUCCCAUCCUAGGGUGUCCUCUCCACACUCACCAUAUUCUCCAGAUAAAAAUUCAAAACUGAGCAAGACCUGUGCCUUUCCAUCCAACCCUCCUCAUCGAAAACUGUUAUUACUCAGGCAGCAAAGACCUGCUUUACCGUCUGAGGCCUUUGGUCCUAGUAAUUUCUCUCACCAGCUUCUAGUCCUAAUAAUUUCUAUGUGUUAAUGCUCAGAAACACUCCUGAGACUCUCAGUGAAAAAAUCACGGGAAUCCUAAUGGCCAAAACCUCGUGUUACCUCCAACCCUUCUUUCCAGGCCAUUUUCUCCUGUAGCCCCUCGCCCCUGACUUGUCUUCCAGCUUCUGUGGACCAUGAAGGCUGCCGAAGGGUCUCACUAUGCACUUCCCUGGGCCGCCAGCCCUUGCCAAUGGCUUCUCCCUCCCUUCUGGCUGUGGAGAGCUCACUCAUUCUUCAAGACCCAGUUCAUAUGUCCUCUCUGUCAAGCCCUCCCAGAUGCCUUUGCAGAUGGCCUGCCUCAGGCCCUUUGCACCUGCCUCUGCUGAGAACACUGUUGCCUCCAAUCUUUGCGUAGAUGGCUCCUCCUCAUUAUGCAGGUGUGAGCCCAGAGUUCACCUUCUCAAUGAGUCUUCCCUGAACACUUAAAUUGCAAAACCCCAUUACACUCUGUCCCAUUUGUAUGUUGUUUUGUUCAUAGCACUAAUCACUAUGUGAAAUUACUCUUUCAUUGACAGUCUUCUUCCAGGAGAUUAAAAAUACCAUGAGAAUAAAGGGCAAGAUCCUUAUUUUCUGUGUGUCCCCAAAUUUGGUGCCCAGACCAUAGCCAGUGCUCAGAUAAAUGAAAGAAAUGGCUGCAGCUUCCACUCUGUUCGUGGCACCCUCAGACACACAGUCGCCCCUUCUAUCUGCUGGGGACCGUCUCCAGGACAUCCUCCCAUCUCUACUUGAGAUCCCCCAGUAGAAAUAUAUUGACAAAUUUCCUUUCACACAUGCAGAGGUUGCCUCAAUUUCAAUGUGAGAAUAAGAAGGUGAAAUUUUGAACUAAGAGAUGGAAUCACUUAUCAGAAACGAAGGCUUCUCAGAGUAAAUGUAAACUCUACGAACUUUGGUCAGUAAUGUGAACACAUUUCCUCCGCCAUGAGCUUCUCCCUCACACACAGACACUGCUGAUCUCAGUCAUGGCCCCAAAGUUUCUUUUCUUUUGAUUUUGCGUUUUCUUCUUUCUGCACAUGUAUGAAUGCAAGCUGAAUAGUCAGGUUCCUGAAAUGGGUCAGGAUUAGGUUUUCCUUAAAUCUUUUUCUCAACAGAAGCCAAACACUUGAAAGAAGGGAGAUGGCUGAUUGAAUUCUGGAACAAGAGUUACGUUCCUAGGCUCUUGGUUCAUUUGAGCUUGGCUAGAGGGAAAUACUGUGUGCUUCUGUGCACAAGUUACACUCAACACACGCCCUCUGGAAGCGGGGGUAAGCUUCAGCUCGGGCUGUCCGUGCACAGUGUGGUUCAGAGGCUGCCCUUUAACCUGUGUGGCCAGAGAGAAUAAAUCAAGCCAGCAGUGCUGUCUCCCUGCUGACUGAAGGCGCCCGGCCUUAUCAGGGAGCCCCAAUGUCUUGUGCUUGCAGCUGCUGUGACAUGUGGAAGCAUUAACGCUUCAUUGCCAGCCCGUGGGCCGGUUGAAUGCCGACGUGUAGGUGCCUGGUGUUUUCUGGUCUGCUACAUGAAUAGGCGUUAAAAGUUGGUGAUUAGGAGUUUGCUUGCGUUCAUUCCUUAAAAGCAACAUGAUACAGAGCCCUGCCAUGGCGGGGGUGAUGGGUUGUUACCAAAGUUGGUAACAGGAAGUCUUACUGAGGAUAAACAGAGCUCAUCCGCCACUGCCGAGAAACACAUGGUUCUCAUUUAACCUGCCAAGGACUAAUGGUGUAUGCUUCGGAAGCACAAAAACAGGAAAUCACUUUUCUGACACACGCCCCAAGUUUCUUCAGACCAAAAGGAACGCCUGAACGUUGUUAGACGCUGAGAAGUAAUGAUCUCCCCAGCUGUCACUGAGCCAAUCUCACUUACUUCUCUUUAAUCUAAAUUUAUGACCUAAAGCGUAUUUCAGGCCUCCCAUGAAGUCCUUGAAACUUGAGACUUAAUGAAUGACACCGAGGUUUCACUUUUCACUGCUCUGGUGUGUGUACGCUCAGAAAAGUAGUGGAAGAGGUUAGACACGUGGUGAUGCAGGAAUCAUGGCAUCCAGAAAAUGAGCAUCAUUUGCCGUUUGAUAAAAGGGAGCUAAUAAAGCAAUAGAUGCAGGAAAUGCAGAGACAGCGCAGUGAAUCAAGAGGUGUGCUGCCCUAGCUUUUAACAGAAGAUGGGUCUGAGCUUCAUUCUUUACCUUAAGAUGGGUCCAAGAGCUACAACUGAUAUUUAAACAAGUAGAUACAAUUCCAAGGACCAUAUUGUGUCUCAUAUGGGGGCUACUGACUCACUUAUUACCCAAAUCCACAGACCAUUCUGCUUCCAAAAUAUUAUCUGUGGAAGGAAAAUAUUUUUGGUAUGCAUAUCAAGUGCUCAGAUAACAUAUUUAUGUAUUGCUUUUUCACGAAAGAGAAUCUGACUGCAUCUGGAAAUUCUUUUGUGUCACUGCCUCUCUGAGACUACUUCCCAUCUGUAUCGCUUUAACUCCAAUAAAAGGCCAUCCCCAUGCCUGGGAAAUGAGCUUCGUCUGGGGAACAUGUCUUUCUCUGAUUACAUGUAAAUUAAUUAAAGGCCAUCCCAUUUUACAGGGCAGCCUGGUGGUGGCGGUCUGCACUCUUGACUUUCCAGCAUGUUGGCCUGUCACACGCAAAGGAAGAGGGGGGAAGGGAGGAUGCAGGGGCAUUGUUUCAGCCAAACCCUAAAGCAGAUGGAAGUGAAGUCCACUGAAUUUUAUCAUGAGAAGGGAAAUCGUUCAUGAAAUAAUGGCAGCCUCACAGAGAAGUCAGAAUUGUGCAAUGGAGUACACGCUCCCUUUCCUCUGAAACAUUGGUCUGGAGGCUUUGCCCCUUUAUUUUCUGUUUCAGGUUUGGUCUCAGUAACACCCUGACCUUUUCAGACCCCAUACCACUUUUGCAGGGAUGGCUGCCUUAAAGAGAUGGGGAAAGGGUUGGAAAAACAUGUAUUUUAUUUAGAAGACAGUUUUCAGUUAGAAAAAGAGAAGACAUCUAGCGUUAAAGUGACGAUCUUUUCCUUUCUGUGAUUAAAUGAUACUGGGUCAUCCUUUUACUUCCUGCUCCUCCUGCUCCAUCCCCAGCUCUGCAGGUUUGGAGUGGGCUGUCACCUGAUUUUGUUUACCCGUUUCAAUUUAAAGACAGAACUCUUUAUUUGAACACUGAAGCUAGCAGGGACUGUCCAGAGCUAGAGCUUCAUAUUAGCCUAGCUCAUGUUGUCAUCGUCAGACGGUUUUUCUACUUUGGAUUGUUUUCUAUUUGUAUAAAUACCUUGGAACCACUAGCUACACUGAGGGGUAGAUAUCAGAAAAUCCGAACUUGCUGCGCUUAUGAACACGGGGUCUCUUUUCACAAAGCAAAAGAAUCCAUCACUCUUGAGAAGGAUGUACCAAAGGAUGUCAUUGAAAACUCCUCAUUACCUUCAAAUGGGGCGAUGCACACACACGAGAAACAGGAAGUUAGCCAGGUUCACGUUUAGGAGAAUCUAUGAUCAUUAUUGCUGUUUCUCUGACCUUACGUUAAAUAGCGUCAUUGCAAUUGAAAAAUGAGAACAGAUGAACAGAGCCUGUGAGCAUCCAUCCUUUGUCGGCUAUGCUGAGUCAGCGUUAUUACAGGUUUUUCAAAUGAAUGGUGAUACGUAAAAGUAUUUGUCUUAGGAUUCAUUAACAUUAUCUUUUAGUCUUCGGUCAAUAUGAAGAAACACUCAGUAGUAAAUCAUAGCAACACGAUUUAACAUGAAAUAUAAUUUGAAGGGUUCCUUAAGGCUGUGAAGUAACCAUUAAUCAUGGUUUGCAUUUUUCUGGAUGAAUAUUAUUUGUCUUUCUAGAAUUAGACACCUUAGGUCAGUCUAAUCAAGCAGCUGGUAUCAUUUGUCGGUUAUUGUGUGAGUCCUAGCUUUAUUUCAAACCCUGCGGUCCUAGAAUUAAUGUCAGCACAGCCAUCGUGAUAUGCGUCCAGCCUCCUGGGCUGGAAUAGGGGCUUACUGUCUUUUGAGGCCUUGGUCCUCGGAGUAAGCAGUGGGUGAUUGAAUUAGCAAAGAAGGCAUUCAAAACAUUCUCUGGGUUUUCAAGCUCAAGGAACCUGUGACUUCAGAGAAGCAGGCGAUAAGUCAGGGUGCAGGGCAUGUUUACCCCGUUGCCAUCAGCUGUGAUUGGUAUAAUAUGAUCCGGAAAAGUGGCCCAGGGAUGUAACAGAAAACAUGAAGUCAGUGAUUGACACGGAAACAUGAGUUAACAGGAAACACGUGUUACUCAAACGUGUCCAAGCCAAUCAACAAACAUAGCUUUUACAUCAUAGCUUUGAGGUUUUUUUUACCCGAAAACCACACUGGGGAUGACUCCAGCUGUGGCUCAUAGGGCGCUCUAUUGUCAUUUGGUUUGUGCCUCUGCUAAUUUAAUCUUCAAUUUCCCUUUUAUUGGCGAUGCAUGCACUCAAGGGGCAUCAAGCCAGGGACACUUUGGUGACCCUCCCUAUCCUUGGAGCCCCAGCCAGCUGAUGGGGCGGGUACUGGUAGAAUGGUGAACUGGUAGAAGCAUCUGUGCUUCCACCUGUUAAAAAUAUACUAACAGACCGGGUGACAUGGCUCACACCACUCAUCCCAGCACUUUGGGAGGCCAAGGCAGGCAGAUGAUCUGAGGUCAGGAGUUUGAGACCAGCCUCACCAACAUGGAGAAAACUGUCUCUAUGAGAAAUACACAAUUAGCCGGGCACAGUGGCACACGCUUGUCAUCCCAGCUGCUCAGGAGGCUGAGGCAGGAAAAUGGCUUGAACUCUGGAGGUGGAGGUUGCAGUGAGCCGAGAUCAUGCCAUUGCACUCCAGCCUGGGCAACGAGAGCAAAACUCUGUCUCAAAAACAAAACAAAACAAAAAAAUUAAUAAUAUCGCAUAUUGAAUGAAACUACAACUUGUUUCUUUAAUUUUGAGAGAGAUUAAUCCACAUGAUCUAAAUCAUACAUUCUCAUACAUUCUCCUGCUUCAAAGCUUUCCCUGGUUCCUAUAACCUUCUGGGUAACUAUCCCCACCAAGCCACGUGUAAGACUUGCCACACACCCUCCUCCGUGUCCAGGCCCAUCUCUCCUACCUCAGUCUGGCCCCCACUACCCAGCAUUCCUCCAGUGCUUCACCUGCAUUGAACUCCUCUGCUCUCUAGACUCAAGUCUCAAGUUGGCCCCUCCACACUUUAGCACAUGCUGUUCUCUUCCUGGAAUUCCCUUCUCCCUUUACUCUUGAGUUUUCUUUACCCUUUGAAGUCCACCUGCAAUGCCACCUCCUCUGAGUCAGAUCAUGAGAGAGGCUGACUUCCUGGUGGAGGGAGAAAUUCGUAGGUGGGAUUUGUAAUCUCAUUAGGAGCCGUGCUCGGAGAGACUGCAAACAGGUAAACAGUGAGGUGGCGGUCAGUGUGUGUUUGGCUCUAGUAUGUGGAAUAGCAACUAUGCAACCUGCUGCAGGGAAGACGGAGUGGGGCAGAGCAUCCUGGCGGGGACUUUGGAGAUGUGCUUCUCAUACAUGACAGGUUACCUAACCUCUCUGGGCCUCAGUUUUGUCAUCUGUAAAAAGGGGUGGAAAUUAAGGAGACCAGAAGUUAGAGCUUACGUGUCACAUCCCUGAUAAAUAUCUCUGUGUUGCUGUUCUAGCUGGUUCACUCUAAAAAGUGUCCCAGUUUAGACAAUACAUUAUAUGGUCUACUGAUAGUUAUGCCCUCCACACAUGGGUGCCGUGAGGAUUCAGCGUGUGCCAUUCUCUUAGAACAGGACCCAAUGUUAGUAUUAUUUCCAUCGAUAUCUGAACUCAGUAUAGAGACAGGACGAUAAGCAAUUUCCCAGGGUGAUGUGCUUGGAGCAUGACACUUAGGAAAAAGGUCAGAGGACUUUUCUGCCUCUUCAGUGUUUGGACCCAGGCCCAGGGACUGUGUUCCGCUGCUCUGUUCUGGGGCCCUGUGGGAGGGAACCUGUGUCCUCUCUCUUGCUCUAGGUCGACAGACAGCUUGUAGAGGUGCCUGACUGAGCUCCGUCUCCUGAGCCUACAACAUGGAAAUGCCCUGUUUCCUCCCAGCCCUUUAUCAGACCACCUCAGCCUGCAGAAUAAAAGCUCUAGGCUUCCCUUCUCCGUCUGGGAUCAGAUGAAGCUAAGGGUCCGCUCUCUUUCUCAGUGUCUCACCUAUGGAAUCAGCCCCAACCCACACUUCCAACCCAGUACUUCAUGAAGCAACAUCUUGCCAGAUCCCCUAAAGUGAACAGGGGACACUUCCUCUUCUCACAGGCCUGGCACCGUGGUGACUUCUGACCAUGAUGGCUCCCUUGAUCGAGCCUGACCCAGACUCUGCCACCAGGUGAUAUUCACUCCACAGCCAGGGCGCCUGACAGUUUCCCCAGUCACCACCGUCUCAUGGCUUCAGUUUAUACAGUGUCCUCUUCGGGGUCAGGGGGAGGACAGAUGCCAAUAGAAAACCCUCAGUACCUGCCUUAGUAGAAUGCAGCCAUGUCACUGGGUCCAGCAUUCUCCUGUCCUUGUUUGGGUGCCUGGUGAAGUCCUUUUGUUCAAAUUCUGAUAGCCAGGGACCUCUGCCAGCUCCCAGAGGCCCUGGGAGAUAAGCAGCCAUGUCAUGAGAAGAAUUUGGACUCUGAUAGCCUGGGGAAUAAAUGAGGAGUGAGUGGGCAGAGAAGAGCAAGGGGGUGAUGGCCACAGAGUCCUUGGCUAGCCAAAGAAGUGACAUUGUUGGUCAUUGGCCGGGGGUGCUUGGGUGGUCUGCAACACAUGAAAAAAGCACCACAUUCCCUGGACUCUGAGCAAAGAGGGAGGUUAAAACCGAGUUGUGGGGGAUGGAUAGUAAUUGCUCAUCUGUGUGAUAAGAUAAGGUAGCCCCCUGCUGUAAUGAAAAUGCACAGCUAGUUCAUGAAGUGAGGAAUUAGCAACUGGGGACAACCCGAGUGACUGCCUAUAGCAACAUUCUCACGUAUAGAUGAGGAAACCGAGGCCCCGGAGACCUAAACCGACACUGCUGUUAGCCGGCGGUGCUUGGGCUGAAGCCAAGACUAUCGAGUAAUCAUCAAGAGCGCCUGUACCACAGAACUGCUUCACUGGGGCCAGACACGACCUUGGACAAGUUGCUAAACUCGGGGACCUCUGUUUCCUUAUCUGUCAGCUGAGGCCACAAGGACUGCGUGAUCUCGCAGCUGCCUUCCAGAAACAACAUUGCAGAAUGCCCCGUUCCCCGUUCCAGCCCAAGUGCCUCUCUUCAGUCUGCAGGCACUUUUAUCUCCCAUGGUCUAGGCAGGGGGCAUUUUUUUUGCCACAGUGGCAGAAAUGGCUCAUGCUGGAGAAUGCUGCGAUCUCCAGGCUAUUGGUUUCUUCUGACCACAGUAAGAAGAGGAAAGGAAGCUUUCCCUCCACCUCACUCCUGCCCCAGCCUCAUCCUCAGCUUCCACCUAAGAGACAGUGCUGGGAACUGGUGACAAGCAGAUGUCUGGAGCUGUGUGACGUCUGUCCCAGCCCAGCUCUGUGGCCCUGCUACCUGGGGGACCUCUGGUGGUCAUGGGGCCUCCUGUUGCCUCUCAGUUUCUCCAUCUGUAAAAUGGGGACAGUAGGCCAGGUGCAGUGGUUCACACCUGUAAUCCCAACACUUUGGGAGGUUGAGGCAGGUGGAUCAUUUGAGGUCAGGAGUUCGAGACCAGCCUGAAUGAACAAUAUGGUGAAACCUCAUCUCUACUAAAAAUAAAAAUAAAAAAAAAAUAGCCGGGUGUGUUGACAUGUGCUUGUAGUCCCAGCGACUUGGGAGGCUGAGACAGGAGAAUUACUUGAACCCAGGAGUCAGAGGUUGCAGUGAGCUGAGAUCACACCACUACACUACAGCCUGGGCAACAGAGCGAGAAUUUGUCUCAAAAAAGGUUGGGGGGCAGACAGUAAUAGCACCUGGCUCAGGGGAUUGCAGUGAGGACUGAACGUUAAUGUGUGGAAGGCACUGAGAGCCUGGCCUGUAGAAAGGGCCACGCGAGUCUUAGGUGCUGUUGCUGUGGCUGUCGCAUCGGUACCCAUUCAAUACUCGUAGAGGAGCCCCCCUUGAUGACCGUGGCUAGGUACUGAGUUCCUGAGUGUAGCUGAGGGCUGAGGGCACAUCUGCAAUAGGAUUAGCUGAUCUGAAUCGGACUCAUGCAGCACUAGGCAACCUUCAAUCUCCUUUUGAAAGGGGACCACCCCGAACCUUCCAGAAAAACGUUGCUUUUCCCGAUUGAAAUGAUUCCCAUGUAACCGCAGUCGGGAGCACAACUGGCCAAGAUUUUCAUUCACCACAGACUCAGUCCUCAUUUCCGUCUUCCAGAUCCCACCAGGGCAGAUUAGGUGUCACAUUGCAUCACAUCACGCCGUCCCAUUACCCUGUUCACAGGCCACCCCAGAAACUCCCCACGGGAGACAGAAGCUAAGUUCUGAACUGUGACUCUGCCUCUUGGGGUUGACACUGAGACUUAGGCUGUUUCUCGCCCGCUUGCCCUGCCUUUCCCAGAUUCCUGCCCCUCUCUGCUGGCAUCUGGUCUCAUGGCCAGAUGACAGCGCCAGCUCUUUAUACCUGAAACACAUCAUCAAGGCUAGCUGGGCUGGGGCUCUGCUCCCAAACUUCCUCUCCCUGCCUAGAAACCCGAAGCCCUGAUGUGCAGAGCAAGGAGGAACUCUGCUCCCACGCCUGAUUUUAAUGAGGGACGGAUGCAUCCUGCAGGGCUCAGAGGUUCUGUUUCUCUAAAUCCAGACCAAACGUGUUUGGGUGGCCUGGCCUUAUAAUCUCAGUAGAAGAAUGUGCGUGCCACAGGCUGCAGAAAACAGUUUCCAGCGGUCUGUCAGCAGAUGCCCACUCCAGAAGACAGGGGACAUGGAGACCCACAUGCUUCUAAGUGAGAAAAUGAGUGGGUAUUGAGAAUCCAACUACACACAUUUGGAUUCUCAAACGCCUUGUAAACGUAAAUGUUUUCCAUCCACAAUGUACUAUAUAUGCCUAAAUAUAGGGCAAGCCCCAAAUAGCGUAUCCCCCAUUUCCGUAAUUAGGUAAAUUUAACCCUCUUUUUCUUGCCAACUUAAUAGGAAUCAGAAGUAUGGUUUGCCUUCGAGGUGGGGGGAGUGGGCAGUGGGCAAUGACUGGCAAGGGACUGGUGGGAACUGUCCGGAGCGAUGGACGUGUUCUGUACAUUCAUGGGGGUGGUAGUUAUGGGUGAUAUCAUUCAUCAAACUGCACCCCUGCCAUGCAUUUUAAUGAAAGUAAAUUUACCUCAAUAAAAAAAGU
Messenger RNA from Callithrix jacchus (white-tufted-ear marmoset), 16542 nucleotides. RefSeq names its product integrin subunit alpha 9 (gene ITGA9). NCBI's taxonomy places the organism in Eukaryota, Metazoa, Chordata, Mammalia, Primates, Cebidae. The record is from RefSeq and is a predicted model, not a curated record. Gene Ontology annotation, molecular function: integrin binding. Gene Ontology annotation, cellular component: integrin complex; external side of plasma membrane. Gene Ontology annotation, biological process: integrin-mediated signaling pathway; cell-matrix adhesion; cell-cell adhesion.